CGCGCUUGCGCAGUGCGCCGCUUCCAGAAACGCAGCCGAGGAGCAACUCUCACUGGAGCCGAACCGAACAAAAGACCGACAGCCGGCCUGAUCCGAUCCGAUAUAACCUGCAGAAAUGUGUUGAACGGAGCGGAGUCGGCCGGCUUCAGAGGAGUUGGAGCAGAACCGGGUCGAAUCAAAAGCUGUAGACGAGAGCAAAGCGCAGAGACUGGAGCUGGGAUGACUGCAGAAGCCUCAUCAAACCUAGAUUAGACCCAGACAGACGCUCAGCUGCAGGAGGACCAUAUGAAACAGACGCAUGUCUUGAUGUCCCCAUCUCACCUGUCAACCUGAGCCCUUAUGUAAACAACAACAUCUGGAGGACACGCAGGAGACUUCCAGGGGCACAAGAUCUCAUCCAGGGGACAUUCAGAGGCAGGAUAACACCUGGAGGACACUCUGGAAACGUCUACUGACCUAUGUUAACAUCUGGAGGACACUCUGGAAACGUCCAGUGACCUAUGUUAACAUCUGGAAGACAUUCAAAGACAGGGUAACAUCUAGAGGACACUCUGAAAACGUCCAGUGACCUAUGUUAACACCUGGAGGACAUUCAGAGACAAAACAUCUGUGGGACACACAGGAGACAUCCAGAGACGGGUGGAACACCUGGAAGAAAUCCCGAGACAGGAACAAAAAUAUCAGAAGGACACCUUUGAGAGAAACUAACAAGAAAAAAACAUUUGAAAGACACAGAGAGACGAGGAAGAACAAUUCAAGAUUGCAUGUAACCUGGACCAUGAACCUGCACAGGUGGACCUGUUUCCCUCUCUCCGCUGUCAUGAUGCUGGUCCUGGUCCAGGUUGCGGUUCAGGCCCGCUCAGUAUCAACAGGGCGUUCUGAUAGGAACUCCAUCGAGGACGCCACGGUGAAUGCUACUGUCAUGGACCGUGGCUUUGCUGUCCACAUGAUGAGUAGUGAGGACGGGACCUAUGGUCAGGACUCCCCCAGAAUGGACGCCCGCGGCAUCGUCCUCACACCUGCACCGCAUCACGGAGUGGUGGACAGGCAGGGCUGCGAUCCAAACACUCGUUUCCUGGUUCCUCCCCGAAGCGUCCACUGGGUAGCGCUGCUGCAGAGAGGUAACUGCACCUUCAGAGAGAAGAUCCUCAAGGCAGCCGCCUACAAUGCCUCAGCAGUCCUCGUCUACAACAACUCCACCGACAAGACUGUCAAGAUGGGCCAUGAAGGUACCGGCGACAUUGUUGCUGUGAUGAUCACUGAGGCUUAUGGUAAGGAGAUCUUGGCUCACCUCGAACGGAACCAGACAGUGGUGGUAUCUCUGAGCUACCGUAAUCCCGCCAAAAACAUGAACCGCGGUUCGCUGGUCUUCGUCUCCAUCUCCUUCAUCGUCCUCAUGAUCAUCUCCUCCGCCUGGCUCAUAUUUUACUUCAUCCAGAAGAUCCGCUACAGCAGCAGCCGUGACCGCAGCCAGCGCCGUCUUGGGGAUGCAGCCAAGAGAGCCAUUGGGAAGCUGACAACGAGGACGGUGAAGAAAGGGGACAAGGAAACGGAUCCAGACUUUAACCACUGUGCUGUGUGUAUCGAAGCGUACCAGCUCAACGACGUGGUCCGAAUUCUGCCUUGCAAACACGUCUUUCAUAAAGUGUGUGUGGACCCAUGGCUAAACGAGCACUGCACCUGUCCCAUGUGUAAACUUAACAUCCUCAAAGCCCUAGGCAUCAUGACCAGCUUUCCCUGUGUGGACACUGUGGUGCUGGAUGUGGAGCGUCUGGGUGGCCAUACAUCUGGAAGCCAGAGGGCGCCACUGAGAGACCAAAACCAGCCGUCCAUUAGCCUGGAGCCACUCAGUCCCCCCCACUCCGAGACCACACCCAGAACACCUGCUGACAUCACUGUGGCAAUUACAAGUGGAGGUCACUUCUUCAACAGGAACUCCAUGUCUCCUCGGAACAUCGUCUCUGAGAUGGAGCUGCCAGACAUCCAAGCCUCACUCGAUCUCUAUGAUGACAACAAGUCCUGAGACCAGUCGGCAUGGUUACAACCGCACAUCCAAAUUAUUCCCCCUGUUGAGGGUUGAACAAACUGGACCCAGAAAGUCCUCGCAGAGGGGUUUCUGUUGCGAUGUGCAGUUGGGAUGUCUAAUACUGACCAUCUGGAUGUUUGAUCACAGAAAGACUUUACUGACGUUUCUAAACAAUCACAAGAUUUUAAUCACUGUUACUGGGUUCCUUUAAAGUUCUUCAAGUACUCCUGGAUCAGCAACAAUGUUUCCAAAGAUACAGUAGCUUCUGAAUGUUAGUGUCUGCGGAGAUGAAACCUUGGGAUCUGUUACGGUUUCCACACUUGGUUCUGAAACCUAAAUGACUCCACAAAGCCAAAAUGUGUUUGUAAAAAUCCUCAGGAUUCCUUAUAAGGUUCCUGAGAAUGUUUUUGUGCCUGAAGUGAUAUGGGUUUCUAAUCUAAGAUUCUUAUUUCAAAAAAAUGCUUCCUUAUACUGAGCCCUGGUUCUGCUCCAUUGGAGUGGUUUUCUGGAUCAGUCUAUAGUUCUUUCUGCUUGUCCGGUUUUCUGCUAAAUGUCAUCAAGGCUUUGAGAGCUCUGGAACCUCUCUUAAUCCUCAAUAUGAUACGAAGUUCUGUUUGAUUCAGCUUACUAAAAUCCUUCUUGCAGAAAUUCUGGGUCAAGCAACUGAAUAAUUUCUGGAUUUUCACCAUAAUUUCAAAGUUCCAGGAAACUUCUGUGUCCUUAUACAACUUUAGUGCUCUUAGGGAUCUCAUCCAGGUACUUUCAAAGGUUCUGGAAAAGGUUCUGCCAUUUUUGCUCAGCUUUUUCCAGAGUAAAAAAGAUCAAUGUGUCAGGUAUAAAAACAGGAAGUGAUUCAGAGAAGAACUAUAGCAGUGUCCAAGAACUAGAUCCCAGAACCAUUUCUUACAUAAUCAUUGUUUCUCCGGGUACUGGCAACCUCCCAUGCUGAGUGGCUGGUUGAGGAUCUUAUUAGUUUUGUUUCGUUUCGUCUCUCAGAGUUUGGACUCUGCUUGAUGGCCUGGAUCAGCACUUCCUCUGAAAUUGGAUCGCCUGGAACAAGUUGGAGCAGGGACUAUGAACAUCUUAGUGAGUCUCCUGGAGUCCAGUGGAUGGACCUGCUAAAUGGACUGGACGUUGAUUCUGUCUUUGCUAGUCCAUGAAGCCUUCUGGUUGCAUUGGUGUAGGUCCAGCAGGAUUCCCAAGCUCUGUUUAAGAGGAUAUUUUCCUUCAUUUUCUAGAAAAUUCCCAGUGUUGGAACCAGAGGGAACCAGAAGAAGCUGUCUUACAUCGGUCCGUUAGGUGAUGGACUGCUACUCUAAAGUUAUUCUGAGUUACUCAGUGUGUAAUAACAUUAAUACUAAUAAUCAGUAUAUAAACAGCAUUAAACAAUCUAUAAUCUGACUGAUUCAUCAGUAAUAAGUGACCUGAAGAAGCUCAGCUGCUGUCCAUGUCUGUCUGAUUUCAUUUUUUUUAUUUGUUUUUGUCCAUCUCUAUCCACGUCUGUCUCUUUGUGACAGAUGAGGAUGAUGAUGACUCGGAGGGGUCCUUUGUGUCUUUACUGCCGCAGCAUCAUGUCUGAUUAAAUGUCAUUAAAGAGUCUG
Molecule: messenger RNA, 3627 nt
Organism: Cyprinodon variegatus (sheepshead minnow)
Lineage: Eukaryota; Metazoa; Chordata; Actinopteri; Cyprinodontiformes; Cyprinodontidae
Gene: rnf130
Product: ring finger protein 130
Exons: 10
Coding region: 572-2023 (483 amino acids)
Source: RefSeq, a predicted model, not a curated record